AUGCAUUUGCUACCUGAGGGUGCUCACGAAGUUAUAAAAGUGCUGGCCGCCGUCGGAGUGUCGUUGGGGUCGUUGAUAGUCGGAUUCUCAUCAGCGUACACUUCACCCGCCCUCGUCACGAUGAAAAAUAGUACAAGGAUAUCAGUUUCCGAUGAAGAGGCCAGUUGGAUCGGAUCGUCGAUGCCCUUAGCCGCCGCCCUCGGAGGCAUCAUCGGAGGACCCCUCGUCGAUUACAUAGGACGACGCAGGACGCUCAUCAUAACCGCUAUACCGUUCUUCGUCGGGUGGAUGAUGAUAGCCGCGGCUAACAUCGUUCAUCUAGUGUUAGCCGGACGGAUUAUCGGCGGACUGUGCGUCGGGAUCGGCUCCCUGGCCUUCCCCGUUUAUCUGGGCGAAACUAUCCAACCCGAAGUUCGAGGCACGUUGGGCUUAUUCCCCACGGCGAUCGGAAAUAUUGGGAUUCUGAUUUGUUACGUGGCUGGGAAAUAUUUGGAUUGGUCGAACCUGGCUUAUCUCGGGGCCGCCUUGCCGAUUCCUUUUCUCGCACUGAUGCUACUGAUUCCGGAGACCCCGCGUUGGUAUAUAUCGCAAGGGAAGACGGAGGAAGCGCGAAAGGCGUUGCGGUGGCUGAGAGGCGAGCGCGCGAAGAUCGAUGACGAAAUGCAGGAGAUAGCUCUGUGCGAUGCCGAAAUCGAAAAUCAAUCGUCGUUCACGGAGAUCUUUAAUAAGAAAUACGUAAAGUCCAUAUCUAUCUGCCUGGGCCUGAUGACUUUUCAGCAGUUAUCGGGAAUCAAUGCUGUCAUAUUCUACACCGUGGAAAUAUUCAAGAUGUCCGGAAGUUCCAUAGACGAGAACCUGGCGACGAUCAUCGUGGGGCUGGUAAACUUUAUAUCGACCUUCAUCGCUACGGCGGUGAUCGAUAGAGCCGGGCGGAAACUUCUGCUUUACAUCUCCUCCGUUACGAUGACUGUGACGUUAAUUAUUUUGGGCACAUUCUUCUACUUAACCGAUGAAGCGACGUCGGUCGAUGCAAACCUGGGAUGGCUGCCUCUCACGAGCGUGAUGAUUUAUUUACUCGGAUUUUCCUUAGCUUUCGGGCCUAUUCCGUGGCUCAUGAUGGGAGAAAUUUUACCAGGUAAAGUGAGGGGCGCCGCGGCUUCGCUCUGUACGGCUUACAAUUGCAUAUGCUCAUUUAUAGUAACCAAAACGUUCUACAACCUCGUGAAGGCGAUAGAGCCGUCAGGUACGUUUUGGUUGUUCGGCGGCAUUUGUUUCACUGGAUUAUUUUUCGUUGUGGUGUGCGUGCCUGAGACGAGAGGUAAAAGUCUCGAACAAAUUGAAAAUAAACUAACCGGUAGGCGACGUCCAAGAUCGCGACGUAUGAGUUCUAUAGCUAAUAUUAAACCACUACCGAGUGGUUGUUGA
Messenger RNA from Leptosia nina, 1425 nucleotides. The record is from the annotation of a GenBank genome assembly. NCBI's taxonomy places the organism in Eukaryota, Metazoa, Arthropoda, Insecta, Lepidoptera, Pieridae.